AUGUCGAACAGCUUUUCCUCAGAUGCAAGCUUGUCGUCUUCUUCCUUUUUGGUAACAGAGUCGAUGGUUCGAGGCGACGACUGUAGUAUUGCCUCCAGCGUUCCUCCAAUAGUGACUCCAGUGCGAGCUACGAUGGAUCCAGUCCCUACGGCGGUGCAUGUGGAAACAGCGAAGGUUUCAAUCAAGCGCCGUUUCGACAGCAUGAACUAUUGUAUUGAAGAAGCUAUCAAGGCAUCCAAGCAUCAAUACGAUGCAGGGCCCUCCGGGUUGUAUCUGGAGGUGGCACGUGGCUCGACAAAGCGUCGAUUCGAUUUCGCCACCGAAAACGCCAAAAAAAAAGAAUUCUACAUGCAGGACCGUCAGCCAUACUACGAACAAGCCGAGCUCCAAAAAAUUGUAAAGCCCAUUCCUGUGUACGCCACUAAAGAAGGGCAGGCGCAUCUUGUUGCUCUAAUCGAAGCAGGCGACAUGAAGCCUCGACCUUCUCGAGCGACUCCGGCAUCACUUUUUCACCAACGAGUCGUGGAAUGGGAAACAACGCAGCCAUUCCAAACCGAGGUGAUUCACGACGAGCAGCAUGAAAACGCCUCUCUUCUCAACGGUUCUAUCCAUUCUAUCGAACUCUCGGAUGAUGAAGACGAUGUCGAUUCACUAUACGAUCCCCUGGAGAUUUUCGACGAUGCAGCGCCGGAUCUACCACUUUUGGAAGUGGACGGUCAUUUCAUCCAUACCAUGGCCGGACAAAUGGAUUUUAACCAUCCACUACUUUUUGCUGGCAACCAGGCUGCGGCGUCAUUAAUUCGAUACAAUGGUAACUGCAACAACGAAGAUGUCAGCCUCCCCAUACUAGCCAUCCCCAAAGUAUGGGACGCGAAAGACUUGCUCUAUUCGGUGCGAUCCAAUCGCGGCAGUCACGUACAUGAGUCCUCAAAGUUUACCGACAAAUUUCAGUACUGUCAAUCGGGACAACGGCUGUACAACCGACGCUCUCGUGGUUUGCCUCCGCUCUAUGCCGUUUGA
Molecule: messenger RNA, 1020 nt
Organism: Phaeodactylum tricornutum CCAP 1055/1
Lineage: Eukaryota; Bacillariophyta; Bacillariophyceae; Surirellales; Neidiaceae
Exons: 1
Coding region: 1-1020 (339 amino acids)
Source: RefSeq, a predicted model, not a curated record